AUCCUCCCAUUCCCCCCCCCCCCCUCGGGGAACGUCUCUCUGCAAAAGGAGCUGCCGCAGCGCCGCUCGCAGCACAGGCAGGAUGAUGUGCGAGGUGCUGCCGACCAUCAGCGAGGACGCGCGUCGCGGCUCGGGCUGCGGCGACGAGGCGGGGCUGGAGCAGCUGAUGGUGCAGAUGCUGCGGGAGCGCGAGCGGCUGCUCGAGACGCUGCGGGAGGCGCAGGAGGGGCUGGCGACGGCCCAGCUGCGCCUCCGCGACCUCGCCCACGAGAAGGACGCCCUGCAGCGCCAGCUGGCCACCGCCCUGCCCCAGGAGUUUGCGGCGCUGACGAAGGAACUGAACGUGUGUCGGGAGCAGCUGCAGGAGCGCGAGGAGGAGAUCGCUGAGCUCAAGGCCGAGCGCAACAACACCCGCCUUCUCCUGGAGCACCUGGAGUGUUUGGUGUCCCGCCACGAGCGUUCCCUACGGAUGACGGUGGUCAAGCGCCAAGCUCAGUCCCCAGGAGGUGUCUCCUCCGAAGUUGAGGUCCUCAAAGCCCUCAAGUCCCUCUUCGAGCACCAUAAAGCCCUCGAUGAGAAGGUCCGGGAGAGGCUGCGAGUGGCUCUGGAGAGAGUGGCCGUCCUCGAGGAGGAGUUGGAGGUCUCCAACCAGGAGUCCGUGUCCCUUCGGGAACAGCUCUCGCGACGACGUUCCGGAUUGGACGACACCACCGGAGACACCGCGGCGGAGCCGCGGGGCCGCGAGGCGGAGUUGGAGGCGUCGCUGAGCCGCCAGCGGGCGGUGGCGUCGCAGCAGAGGGGCCGCGUGGCCGCGCUUUGCCGCCAGUUGGGGCGACUCCAGGACGAAGCGGCCGCCGCGCAGCGCGAGCUCCUCCGCGCCCACCAGAGCGGCGCCAAACUGCAGCGCGACCUGAGGGAGGCUUUGGCGCAGAGGGAGGACAUGGAAGAACGGAUCACCACUCUGGAGAAGCGCUACCUCAGCGCCCAACGAGAGGCCACAUCCCUCCACGACGCCAACGACCGCCUGGAGAACGAGUUGGCCAGCAAGGACUCCCUCUACCGCCAGAGCGAGGAGAAGGGCCGUCAACUCCAGGAAUGGUUGGAAGACGCCAAAGCGAAGCUCCAACAGACCCUCCAGAAGGCCGAGACGUUGCCCGAGAUCGAGGCCCAACUGGCCCAGAGGGUGGCGGCUCUCACCAAGGCCGAGGAACGCCACGGGAACUUUGAGGAACGUCUACGGCAACUUGAGGCCCAACUGCAGGAGAAGAACCAGGAGCUGCAGCGGGCUCGGCAGAGGGAAAAGAUGAACGACGAACACAACAAACGCCUCUCGGAGACGGUCGAUCGCCUCCUCUGUGAGUCCAACGAGCGCCUCCAGCUGCACCUCAAGGAGAGGAUGGGGGCCCUGGAGGAGAAGAACUCUCUGAGUGAAGAACUCUCCAAUAUGAAGAAAGUUCAGGACGAACUACUGCUCAACAAAGAGCAGCUUUUGGCGGAGAUGGAGCGAAUGCAGUUGGAACUCGAUCAGCUCCGAGGGCGUUCGGGGGGCGCUUAUUCCAGGUCCCUUCCGGGCAGUGCUUUGGAGCUUCGUUACCCCCAAAGUCCUUCUGGGGGGGUCCCCCUCGACCCCUCCCCCCCCCCAACGCCCCCCCGCGAAGGACCCGUAAGGGGCGGUGGACCCCCCCCCAAGAGACUCCGGUGGACUCCAUCUUUGGGUCCCCCGGAAGGUUCUGAUGAAGAAGAAGAAGAAGAAGAAGAAGAAGGAGUGGGGAAGGGUUCUCCGGACGGACCGACGGACGGACGGACGGACGGACAGACGGACGUUCAGACUUUGGCCUUUAUGCUCCAGGAACAGCUCGAGGCCAUCAACAAAGAGAUCAAACUGAUCCAAGAGGAGAAGGAGAGUACAGAGCUUCGAGCGGAGGAACUGCAGAGCCGCGUUGGGGGGGGGGGAGGGGAAAAGACCCCCCCGGGAAGAUACUCGAGGGGGGGGGGAGGGGGAGGAGGAGGGGGAGGGGCUUCUUUAGCCCCGGUGAACCCCGAAAAUGCCCCCCCGGACCCUAAAACUCCCCCCAAGAAAAAGAGCAUCAAAUCCUCCAUCGGACGCCUCUUCGGAAAGAAGGAAAAGGGGCGUCUGGGGACCCCCCCGAGAGACGCCCCCCCCCUCGGUGGGACCCCCUCGGAUGAUUUGUGCCCCCCCGAAACUCUGGGACUGACGAAGCUCUCGGGGGGAGAGAAGGAUCGAAGGAGCAAAAGAAAGCAUGAACUGCUGGAAGAGGCGUGCAGGCAGGGACUGCCCUUCGCUGCCUGGGAUGGACCCACAGUGGUGUCAUGGCUGGAGCUGUGGGUCGGGAUGCCGGCGUGGUACGUGGCGGCGUGUCGUGCGAACGUGCGAAGCGGAGCCAUCAUGGCAAACCUUUCGGAUACCGAAAUCCAAAGGGAAUUGGGAAUCUCCAAUCCUUUGCAUCGGCUCAAGCUCCGUCUCGCCAUCCAGGAGAUGGUAUCGCUCACCAGUCCUUCGGCUCCCGCCUCCUCUCGCACGUCCACGGGUAACGUGUGGAUGACGCACGAGGAGAUGGAGUCGCUCACGGCCGCCACGAAACCGGAGACAAAGGAGAUCAGCUGGGAGCAGCUGCUGUCGUACGGGGCGAUGAACCACGAGUGGGUGGGGAACGAGUGGCUGCCGAGCCUCGGGCUGCCGCAGUACCGCAGCUUCUUCAUGGAGUCCCUCGUGGACGCGAGGAUGCUCGACCACCUCAGCAAAAAGGAGCUGCGGGGGCAGCUGAAGAUGGUGGAUUCCUUCCACAGGGUGAGUCUCCACUAUGGGAUCCUCUGCCUCAAACGCCUCAACUACGACCGCAAAGAGCUCGAACGGCGCCGGGAAGAGAGUCUGGAGCAGAGCAGGGACGUGGUGGUGUGGUCCAACGAGCGGGUGACGGCGUGGGUGCAGAGCGUGGGGCUGAAGGAGUUCGCCCGGAACCUGGGCGAGAGCGGCGUCCACGGAGCCCUCCUCGCCCUCGACGACACCUUCGACUGGGCCGACCUCGCCCUCCUGCUCCAGAUCCCCACCCAGAACACCCAGGCGCGGCAGCUGCUGGAGAAGGAGUUCAGUGCUUUGAUCACUGCCGGAACCGAACGGCGCCUCGACGAGGAUGGGGGUCCCCCCCUCUCCCCCCCCCCCCCGGCCCCCCCCCGCGCCUUCAGCCGUUCCCCUUCGUGGCGGAAACUGUUCCGGGAGAAGGAGUUGAGGGGGGGCGGAGCGGACACAGCGGAGGUACUGCCCCCCCCGUGUCGGGGGGGUCCCCCAACAUUGCCCCUGCGUAGAGUACAGCCCGACGGGAAUUCACUGCCCCCCCCACAAAGGGGGGAGGGGGUCUCGGUGCGGACGUACUCGUGCUAAUGGUGCCCCUGAAGUGAUGGACAAAGCCUGAAAGUGGGGGGGGCGCAAAAAGUGUCGUCCCCCCCAAAAAAAUGUACCCCCCCAUCUGUUUU
Molecule: messenger RNA, 3492 nt
Organism: Cuculus canorus (common cuckoo)
Lineage: Eukaryota; Metazoa; Chordata; Aves; Cuculiformes; Cuculidae
Product: liprin-alpha-3-like
Biological process (GO): synapse organization
Cellular component (GO): presynaptic active zone
Molecular function (GO): protein binding
Source: RefSeq, a predicted model, not a curated record